Molecule: messenger RNA, 3630 nt
Organism: Alligator mississippiensis (American alligator)
Lineage: Eukaryota; Metazoa; Chordata; Crocodylia; Alligatoridae
Gene: ACSS2
Product: acyl-CoA synthetase short chain family member 2
Exons: 19
Coding region: 32-2119 (695 amino acids)
Cellular component (GO): cytoplasm
Molecular function (GO): acetyl-CoA synthetase activity; AMP binding
Source: RefSeq, a predicted model, not a curated record
UGCGUUUCCGUGCACAGUCUCAGCUCCCAGGAUGGCGCCUGAGGAGGCGGGCAGGCUGUAUCGGGCGCCAGCAGCCUUGGCGCGGGAGGCGCACGUCUCCUCGCUGGCGCAGUACGAGAAGCUGUACCGUCGCUCUGUGGAGGAGCCGCACGAAUUUUGGGGUGAUAUUGCUAAGGAAUUUUACUGGAAAAGCCAUCACUCUGGACCAUUUCUGCAGUACAACUUUGAUGUGACAAAAGGGAAGAUUUUUGUUGAGUGGAUGAAAGGGUCUACAACCAACAUAUGCUACAAUCUGUUGGAUAGAAAUGUCAAUGAAAAGAAACUUGGGGACAAAAUUGCUUUUUACUGGGAAGGGAACGACCCUGGGAUUUCCAUGAGUAUUACAUACAGACAGUUGUUGCAGGAUGUCUGCCAAUUUGCCAAUGUUCUCCAGGAACAAGGCAUAAAAAAAGGAGACAGAAUUUCCAUCUACAUGCCAAUGAUUAUUGAGCUUGUUGUAGCCAUGCUAGCCUGUGCCAGAAUUGGAGCUCUUCAUUCCAUUGUGUUUGCAGGUUUCUCAGCAGAAUCCCUUUGCGAACGGAUCCGUGAUUCCAAUUGUUCCCUCCUUGUUACAGCAGAUGCCUUUUAUAGAGGUGAUAAACUAAUUAGCCUGAAACAGAUUGCAGAUGACGCCCUGCAGAAAUGUAAAGAGAAGGGCUUCCUUGUGCGAAACUGUAUUGUGGUCAACCAUUUGGGAAGGGAAGAACUAGUGUCAGAUGGGACAACCAGCCAGUCGCCACCUGUUAAGCGGCUGUGCCAGGAUGUACAGGAAACAAAGACUGAGAUUUCAAAGAGAAUCCAUCCUAAGAUGCCAUGGAACUCAGAUGUUGAUCUUUGGUGGCAUGAACUAAUGAGAAAUGCUAGUAAAGAGUGUGAGCCUGAGUGGUGUGAUUCUGAGGAUGAGCUCUUUAUUCUUUACACCAGCGGAUCAACUGGGAAACCCAAGGGUGUUGUGCACACAGUGGGAGGAUAUAUGCUUUUUACUGCUGCUACCUUUAAGUAUGUAUUUGACUACCAUCCUGAGGACAUUUACUGGUGCACAGGUGACAUUGGAUGGAUAACGGGCCACUCCUAUCUCACUUAUGGACCUUUGGCAAAUGGGGCAACCAGCGUAUUGUUUGAAGGUGUUCCCACCUAUCCAGAUGUCAGCCGAAUGUGGAACAUUGUUGACAAGUACAAGGUGACCAAGCUCUACACUUCACCCACAGCCAUCCGAGCACUUAUGAAGUCUGGAGAUGAGCCUGUCAAAAAAUGCAGUAGGGAAUCUCUGAAAAUACUGGGAACUGUUGGUGAGCCCAUUAACCCCGAAGCCUGGCUGUGGUACUAUCAUGUUAUUGGAGAAGAGAGAUGUCCAAUUGUGGAUACGUUCUGGCAAACAGAGACUGGUGGUCAUAUGCUGACGCCUCUCCCUGCUGUCACAGCUAUGAAGCCUGGCUCUGCUACAUUCCCAUUCUUUGGUGUUGUGCCUGCCAUCCUGGAUGAGUCGGGGCAAGAACUGGAAGGAGAGGCAGAAGGCUUCCUGGUAUUUAAGCAGCCCUGGCCAGGAAUAAUGCGCACAGUGUAUGGAAACUACAAACGAUUUGAGACCACCUAUUUCAAGAAGUUCCCAGGGUACUAUGUUACAGGGGAUGGCUGCAGGAGAGAUAAAGACGGUUAUUACUGGAUCACAGGACGCAUUGAUGACAUGCUGAAUGUUUCUGGCCACUUGCUGAGCACUGCAGAGGUAGAGUCUGCCUUGGCUGAGCACAAGGCCAUUUCUGAGGCAGCAGUGGUUAGUCACCCACACCCAGUGAAAGGCGAGUGCCUCUACUGCUUUGUGACCUUGAGAGAUGGCCAUGAAUUCAGCAAGACCCUGCAAGAGGAGCUGAAGAAACAAGUCAGAGAGAAAAUCGGACCGAUAGCAACCCCCGACUACAUCCAGCAUGCUCCUGGCCUGCCCAAAACCCGCUCUGGUAAAAUUUUGAGGCGUGUAUUAAGGCAGAUUGCCAAAAAUGACCGGGACCUGGGAGAUACCUCAACAGUGGCAGAUCAAUCUGUUAUAAGCCUCCUUUUCAACAAUAGGUGUAACACUGUCCUGUAGCAAAAUGAUAUGCCACCAUUCUGAACAAAGGUCCUUAUGAAUGUGGCCCAUCCAGUGAGUAUUGUAUUCUCUGGGAGAGAAGCCAUUUUCUGAAAAGCUGAAAGUACAAUGCUGUAAAUGAGGGAAAAUAAAACCGACGAGUGAGAUUGUCAGUCAUCCUCUUAGACUGUAGCUGUAGAUGUGUGCGCCUCUGGAAAGUGCAUACAUUUUACUAUCAAUUUAUACUGCAUAUCUGAAAUUCCAGCCUCCUUCACUUGCUGCCGAAUGACUCCCAGUUGUUUCCUUUCCAUCAUUUUGUUCAUCACUUUAUUUGGUGUUUCCUUAUUUAACCUUGUGUAAUGGGUGGGGCCUGGCCUCUUGCUUAUUGUGGGAAUUAGUGGGUUUGAUGGAAAGUAGCACUCCACUCAUGGGCAUGAUAUGCACACCUGCAGAUGACCAUGAGUUUCAAGACUUUGAGCAAUAAUGUCUCUAAAGUAAUAUAUAUCUAUCUAAAUUAAACAAGCCAGUCUAGCAUGGUUCAUUUAGAUGUCCCCACAUAAAAUUCUUCUGUACCAAUAUGUUGUUGGAAGGGAGUUUUAAAAUAAUUCUUUUUCUCUUUGUAGCUGUAUAGCUAUUUUUAAUUUUCUGUCUGUCUACUGAGCCUGUUUUAACAUGGGAAUAAUGACUGGCUGGAGAGGGCUUUGGUUUUUAUUAAAGUUUUAUAUAAGAUUUCUGGUAUCAACAUUUUGUUAUUUUUUAAUUGCUUGGUACCAGGAGUUAAAUUGUCGUAGCACAGGGGAAUCAUAGUCACAGAAAGAUGAGUUUAGUCCCUGAGCAGGCUUUGUAAUGCACUGUUGUUUUAUUUGAUUUGUGGUGCCAGGAAGUCCCUUCUGAACCAAAGCCAGUUAAUCUCACUAGGGACAGCUCCUCUAGUUGCCUUUUAAGGUUAUGGGGUAUAGAGUGGGUGCUACUUAUACCAAAGAGAAAUGUGAUCAAGAAAACUAUGCAACGGUAUCUUUCCUAUUAAUGGGCAAUGAUGAUACGUGUCUGUAGUUACAAGGGAGAGUAGCAAAAGGCAGGCAGAAUUGCCUUAUUCCAACAUGUCACUUUCCUCAUCAAAAGAAAUUAGCAAAAGUUGUUUCAAUCAAAUCUGUGCUUAAAUUUGACCUGUGGAUGCAUUAUGAUGUGGAAAUACUGAUACUGUACUCAAGACCGAUGGCCUGAAUGUAACCAGUAAUGAAGGCUGCUGACAAUGACAGGAUUUCUGCUACACUUGAAUUGUCAUGUUGUUUAACUCCAGCACUUACUUAGUUCUGACCUGGGAAGAUACUUUCUUUGUUACAUGUUUGUAUUAGAAAUAGUUUUUGACCUUUUAAUAAAUUUACACUUUUACCAGAUGGGGAAAAAUAUAGGUGUUUAAAUUUGCUACAGUGACCAUUGUAUGGCAGCCCAAAGUGCUGGCUUUGUCCAGAGAAAUGUCUGAUGCUUGUAUUGGGUAAAAUAAACUCAGAGCUUUAUCACAAAUGCCAAAA